AUGCGUUACGCGGUUGUGCGCGUCUGUUGGGCAAUAGGUACCGUAUGGUACCGCUACCUACCGGUCCUCCUAGUAGCAGGACAACCCGCUAACACGGCACUGGAAACCGCCGCGGAUUGCAUGAAGCUGAAGGCCCUCCAUCACUGCGCCACCAGCCCGGAGUCUCUCGUAUCCCCUCCAUCCGUCGCUGACAGCGCUUUCUCCCAUCGUCUUGGAGGGUUUGGUGGUCGUCGUCGUCGUCGUCGUCGUCGUACAGUGGUGCCCCUCCAUCCAUACUUUGUCAGGGGGUCUCUCCCGGACGCAACCAUGGCGAUUCACAUCCGCUCUGCAGCAAAAGACGUACAAAGUGUGGACUCGCUACUGCGGCGCGGCGGAAAGGCAUCUGCAUGA
Messenger RNA from Plenodomus lingam JN3, 390 nucleotides. Lineage: Eukaryota; Fungi; Ascomycota; Dothideomycetes; Pleosporales; Leptosphaeriaceae. The record is from RefSeq and is a predicted model, not a curated record.